This is a messenger RNA of Mangifera indica (mango), 1216 nucleotides long. RefSeq names its product peptidyl-tRNA hydrolase 2, mitochondrial. Gene Ontology annotation, molecular function: peptidyl-tRNA hydrolase activity. Gene Ontology annotation, cellular component: mitochondrion; cytosol. The record is from RefSeq and is a predicted model, not a curated record. Bases 146 to 814 code for a protein of 222 amino acids. Lineage: Eukaryota; Viridiplantae; Streptophyta; Magnoliopsida; Sapindales; Anacardiaceae. The transcript is spliced from 8 exons.
CAAGAGUGACUAUUUUCAGAAAUUUCCGUAGGCACUUACUUUGAAACUAUGUCGUUUCAACUUCGUAACUUUUUGCUGAAAGGCCUAAUCUUUUUUAUAAUGUACUGUUGAACUCUUCACCGUUCAACAAUAAUCUCUCUCGAGGAUGUGGGGUUCAUAUCGGAAUUCUUCUCAGCUUUCGAACAAGCAAAAGCAAGAGAAAGAAUGGUUUGCAACCAGUUUUAGGGCAGAAAAUUUCAUUCCAGGGCUUGUUAUUGGUUUCAUUUUUGGGAUGUUGUUGGAUUUAUCAAAGCCUGCAAAAAGUCAUGCAAAGAAGAAAAAUUUCUUGCCAGGCAAGCCCCAAGAACAUUUAAGAGUCCCCAGUAACGGUGAUCAAGACCUCAAAAUGGUUUUGGUAGUAAGACAAGACCUGAAGAUGGGUUCAGGAAAGAUUGCAUCUCAAUGUGCUCAUGCAGCCACUGGCAUGUAUGCAGAGCUGAUGCAAAGUGACCGGUCCCUUUUGAGACAAUGGGAGCAAUGUGGGCAACCCAAAAUAGUGGUUACAUGCAAGAAUCAACAAGAAAUGAAUAAACUGAAGGAAGCAGCUGAAAAUAUUGGUCUUCCCACAUUUGUUGUUGCAGACGCUGGAAGGACACAGGUUUCUGCUGGCUCAAAGACAGUUCUUACUGUUGGACCUGGUAUGCUGUACUUCAUUGGGCUGCAAGAAUAUUUUCAGUUGCUUCACCUUUCUCUUAUUAUACAGCUUUUUCUUUUGCCAAUAUUACUUGACAUCAUUAGAGUAAAGCUUACGAAGCAAAGCUUGCAUCAUCAGUGAAUCCCCAUGGUUAUUAUUGUUUUUUGGGGCCUAGAGAGUUGGUGGAUUCAGUGACUGGGAAACAACGGUUGCUCUAAUUGUGUCAAUGAAACAAGAACUCUAAAUGCAUAAAUCUUCAGAGAUGACAAGUUUAAGUGAUGGAAAAGGAAAAUUAGACUAAAUCUUCCACAUUGUGUCCUUAUUUGCUUGCAACUAUUCUGUGAUUGUGUCAUGGAUAAGGCUUAUUUUCUUGGGAAAGGGGUAUGGAAUUUGAUUGUCCACGUCUCAUUUAGAGGGAAGUUUUGUAUUUCAGAUAACAAAGUACUUUCAAUUGCGUUUAGACUUUGUAUUAGACAAUCAAUGGAUAGGAUGUAAGAUUUGCUGAGUUGAAGUUUCAAUUCAUGGAGCUCAUUUCAAGAUUAA